Messenger RNA from Actinia tenebrosa (Australian red waratah sea anemone), 2182 nucleotides. Its product is annotated as beta-2 adrenergic receptor-like. NCBI's taxonomy places the organism in Eukaryota, Metazoa, Cnidaria, Anthozoa, Actiniaria, Actiniidae. The record is from RefSeq and is a predicted model, not a curated record. Gene Ontology annotation, biological process: G protein-coupled receptor signaling pathway. Gene Ontology annotation, cellular component: membrane. Gene Ontology annotation, molecular function: G protein-coupled receptor activity.
AACAGGAUGUUUCAAUUUUACACCGUAGCUGUAGCACAGAAACACAAAGCAGCUGUCCUAUUGUCCCGACACGAACUGAAUGAAACAAAUAUUUACAGAUUUGACGUUUGAAUCCUGUGAAGUCCGGCUUAUUUAUAAUUGCCGUAUUGUUAAAUGAACGUAUGGAGAUAUCGAUCUCAAAGUAUCAUUUGAUUACUAGUUGAACGCAGAAAGAAGUUGUCAGAGCAAGAUGGCGAAUCAUUCAAACGCCUCUACAAGUUCACCUUUAUAUUUUCGCGAAGCGUUUGAAAUUCAAAUCCAAGUUUUCUUUUUAAUAAUAAUUUUGGUAACUACAGUCGUUGGAAAUACUCUAGUUAUCAUAAUUAUUUGGUUGGACCAUCGUCUUCAUACACCUGGAUUUUAUUUUCUCGCAAAUUUAUCUGUCGCGGACCUACUCCUUGGAAUUGUGUACAGCCCUUUUUAUAUCUCUUCGACUUUGGACCAAAAAUGGCUGUUUUUUGAGACUUGGUGUAAACUUCAUGCUGUAUUUAUAAGCACUUGUUUUAAUGCCUCUUUGGUGACACUGAGUUUUGUAAGUUUAGACCGAUUUAUGGCAAUCACCAAACCACUAAGGUAUCAAAGCCUUUUGACGACAAGACGAAGUUUGGUGCUCAUAGCACUUGGAUGGGUUCAUUCGAUCUUCUGGGCCGCAGCACCGUUAGUAGGUUGGGGCGAAAUCACCCUGGAUCUAAAGACCAACACCUGUCGACCAAACUGGAAUGCUAAGGGCUUUCCUUCAAAGAUGUACGCCAAUCUUUUAGCAGUGUUCACCUUUGCUCUUCCCUCCGCGAUCAUGGUUUAUUGUUAUUUUCGUAUUUUUAAAGUUGCUCGACAUCAAGUGAAGCUAAUCAAGAGAAACUCUAUUGGCUCCUCGCAAAAUGGACCCCAAAACUCUAGGCCGACGGAGACGAGAGCCUUGAGGACUGUGUUAAUGGUGUUAGGCGCUUUUGUUUUGGCCUGGCUACCGUAUACUAUCGUAUCAACAGGCAAACUUUUCAUGAAAACUGGAUGGGAUGUUGGGGCAUCAACCGCUAACGCUGUCUUGACAACGACGCUAGUCAAUGGUUGUUUUAACCCGAUAAUUUAUGCAAUGAGAGACAGACGAUUCAAAAGUGGAUUGCAGAAAAUCAUUUGUCCAUUUGCGAGGACCAACUCACUGGACUUGAGUAGCUAUGUAUCUAGUGCGCAAGUCACGGCACAUGUAUUGAGGCAAAAAGAGUUAGGAGUGGAAAAUGUUGUUCAGUCUUCUAGUCUUUAAGUUAACGCAGACGUUCUUAGUGUCUGUCACACAACGAUUCCCAUCGUGACAGACACUUAGAACGUCUGCAUAGGAAGCUACGGUUUGCUCUAUCUUCAAAAGCUAGGUAACCAGGUCUUACUUCGUGCAGAUGAUUCCUGGAGACUAAUAAAGUAUGUCAAUAAGGUAUAUUGCGGUUAUAAAUUACGUUAUCGCCGCCAUAUUGGAGGUAUGUAACGAAAAACAUUGGAUAAGGAUUCAUCUGUUGGAUAGCGUGUUAUUGCCCGCGCUAUCCACCCUUCGCGCUAUCCACCCUUCGCGCUAUUCACCCUUCGCGCUAUCCACCCUUCGCGCUAUCCACCCUUCGCGCUAUCCACCCUUGGUAAAAUCGGACCAUGUAGAAAAGUGAUUAAUAAUAAAAAUUGCAGUUUCUUAAUAUUGAUGCUUUAUUCAACUGUGCAGAAUUGAAAAAUAAAAGUAUAGCAACGUUGUGCCAUUUAUAUGCUUAGCUUAUAAUUGGUUGCUAAAUAUAAAAUUACACGCUUAAUGAAAUAUGUUUUAAAUUUCUAACUACGUACGUAAUAAUAUUCAUUAUUAAUAUGAAAAUAAAAUUAUGAUUUAUCUUAUAACUACAAAUAACGCCCUCAGUUUUCGGCUUCUUUGUCACGUGAUUCUUUUUUUUUUUUGGAUUUGUAAAAUGACGCUGUGUUUUUUUGAUUACAGAUUCGUUUACUCAGGGUUAGCCUUAUUUUCAGUGUCAGAAUAUUCACAAAUACUAAUGGUAAAGUAAAGAAUGCACAACGUCAACAUUACAAUUAAAUACUUCGAAAUUCUACGGACUUUCAUUGGAAUACAUGAAUAUUCUAGUUGUACACAAAAUCAAGGCUAACCCUGAGCAACAGAGAG